This is a messenger RNA of Arctia plantaginis, 495 nucleotides long. NCBI's taxonomy places the organism in Eukaryota, Metazoa, Arthropoda, Insecta, Lepidoptera, Erebidae. The record is from the annotation of a GenBank genome assembly.
AUGUUGCAGAAUUGGUUUUAUUUGUUGCUGGGGAUAGGUACUGUUUUAAGUUACCCUACUUUAUUCGAAACGAAGAAAUUUAAAGUGGGAAUUGAAUAUGAUGGUUCCCUCCCAAUGAAAGGCGGGUCAGAUCGCUACAGGCACAGGAACAACUACGAGCCCUUCUUUGUCACCAAUACUGUUGAAGCGAGGAAAGGCUUCGUAAUCACCUAUCUCGAAAUCACUGGCAUCAUAAACGCCAAUGGUGAACUGGACUUCAAUGUGGUCAGAGGAUCGGCUGGCUCCACGCAGCUGACCUUCCAGCUGGUGUCAAAUAACACUGAUUUUCUCACCUACUCUUACUUAAGUUAUGGAAUCAAGGAGCAGGAGUACAAAAAGCUGGCAAAUAUUGUAACUAUACCGAUGACGAACGAAGGAUCGAAGCUGGGAAUCAACGCAUACGGCAUUUUAGUACUUAUAUUUUCAGUAAUGAGUAUAAUGACUAAAAAUAUUUAA